Capsicum annuum is the source of this 2116-nucleotide messenger RNA. Its product is annotated as ureide permease 1. The transcript is spliced from 8 exons. Gene Ontology annotation, cellular component: membrane. Bases 445 to 1842 code for a protein of 465 amino acids. Gene Ontology annotation, biological process: nitrogen compound transport. Lineage: Eukaryota; Viridiplantae; Streptophyta; Magnoliopsida; Solanales; Solanaceae. Gene Ontology annotation, molecular function: allantoin:proton symporter activity; uracil:monoatomic cation symporter activity. The record is from RefSeq and is a predicted model, not a curated record.
CCCUUAUAUCUAUCUGUAUGUAUUCUCUUUUUCAAAUUGCUUGGAAAUGUUUUAUUUUAAGCUGAGGUCUAUCGUAAACAGUCUCGCUAUCUCUACGAGGUAGGAGAUAAGGUCUCCAUGACUCUGCUCUCUCCAGACCCUACUUGUGGGAUCACACUGUGUUUGGUGUUGUUUGUUGAUUUCCUUUUUAGAUAGAAAGCAAAGUUGGAAGUUCUUGAAUCACUAUAAGUUCUCUUACUUGUGAACAAUCAUUCUUUUCUUUCUUAUUUGUGUUAUAUUCAGAUUGUUCAUAUUUGUUUUAUCAAGUUUUUUUGGGAAUUUUGUGAGUAUGUUUCUAUUUCUUGGUACACAGACUGGUAAAGUUUCAAUCUUUGUGGUUUCCUAGGAUGCAGACAGCUAUGUAUAUGGCAAACACCAGUUCCCUGUCUCUGGGGAUGUGGUCCCAUGGCCUAUGUUGCUCAGACUCUUCAAAAAUGUUGUGACGGUCGUGUCGGAUUCUCAAAAAGUGCACUACUUUUGGAGUACACUCACCGAUCGACAUUUUUGAAGUGCCAGAACAACGACUAUUGGAGGCUUACCAACUUGGUAAAUCUUUCACCAGAAAGUGUCUUAUCAAGUGGAUUGAAGAUGUAUAUGGUUGAAAGCAAAGGUGGGGCUAUAGCAUGUAUGCUAUUCUCUUUGUUAUUGUUAGGGACAUGGCCAGCUCUACUGACUUUGCUCGAAAGACGAGGUCGUCUUCCUCAACAUACUUACCUUGAUUAUACCAUUACCAAUUUUCUGGCUGCGGCGAUCAUUGCUCUCACCUUUGGUCAGUUUGGGCCAAGCACACCAGAAAGGCCUGAUUUCCUCACUCAACUCUUUCAGGAUAAUUGGCACAGUGUCUUGUUUGCAAUGGCUGGAGGAAUGUUCCUGAGUCUUGGGAACCUCUCAACUCAAUAUGCUUUUGCUUUAGUUGGUUUAUCAGUCACCGAAGUGGUCUCUGCAAGUAUUACAGUCGUUAUAGGAACGACCCUGAAUUAUUACCUUGACGACAAAAUUAACAAAGCUGAGAUUCUGUUUUCUGGAGUUGCAUGCUUCUUGAUUGCCGUUUGCUUAGGCUCUGCUGUUCAUUCAUCCAACAAUGCUGAUAACAAAACCAAGCUUGAUAGCUAUUCAAAUGACUGCAAAGUCGGGACUAAUGGAAUUUCUUCCUUCAAACCAACAAAUUCUAAUCCAGGUACUAAAAAUGAUCUAGAGGAUGGAGAUGCUCCUAGGAAGGCAAAAUUUGGGACUGCGGCUUUCCUAAUAGAACUUGAGAAAACGAGAUCAAUCAAGGUUUUUGGGAAGGGCACGUUCGUUGGAUUGGCCAUAACAUUCUUUGCUGGGAUUUGUUUCUCUAUGUUCUCACCUGCAUUCAACUUAGCCACAAACGAUCAAUGGCAUACUCUCAAAGAUGGAGUACCCCACUUGACCGUCUAUACAGCAUUUUUCUAUUUCUCAUCCUUUUGUUUCGUGAUUGCCAUGAUUUUGAACCUCACUUUCUUGUACUACCCCAUACUAAAUGCACCCAAGUCGUCGUUCAAGGCUUAUAUCAAUGAUUGGAAUGGCAGAGGUUGGGCUCUUUUGGCUGGACUUAUAUGUGGCUUCGGUAAUGGUCUCCAAUUCAUGGGGGGUCAAGCAGCUGGAUACGCGGCUGCAGAUGCUGUUCAGGCACUGCCUCUUGUGAGCACAUUUUGGGGGGUGGUUUUGUUUGGAGAAUAUCGAAGAUCAUCAAGGAAAACAUACACGCUCCUUGCAGGCAUGUUGUUUAUGUUUACAGCAGCUGUUGCAAUUCUCAUGGCAUCGUCAGGGCAUCGCAAAUAGCGCGAUUGUAUAGUAGUUGUAAGAUAUGUUUUUUCUGUACAUAUCAUGUUACCCUUCCUUGUUUGUUGUUGCGACCCAAAAAUUAGGGAGAAAUAAUUUAAUACGAGGAAAGCGGAAGAUUGAUUUUAGUUAGCUCCCUCUCGUUUUAUGAUGGUGUUUGACUCGACACAGACAGAGAGUUAAAAGAUGUUAAUGUUGGCUUAUGUAUUCUUAGAAUGUAUUUCAAAGGGUUCUUUUUAUUUGAAGGUAAUGGAAUCUAAGUUCCUGAAAACAA